Dicrocoelium dendriticum is the source of this 2371-nucleotide messenger RNA. NCBI's taxonomy places the organism in Eukaryota, Metazoa, Platyhelminthes, Trematoda, Plagiorchiida, Dicrocoeliidae. The record is from the annotation of a GenBank genome assembly.
CCCAUAUCAACUCCUGGAUCAACGGCCCGCUCAAGAAGGAACACUUACGGGAUUCAUCCUAUCGUUCCAGUCCCACCUGAACUUGAACUGUCAAUUGUUUUUGUUAUGUGAAUACCUCGUUCCCUGUAAACUAUGCGCCGCUUGUAGCGCGCCGGAGUGUCACUAUAGCAGAGCAACAGAACCUCUCGGUCUAAUACGACCCGCGUACGCCCCGGGCACAGAAGCCAUCGGAACGCACGACCGGACGCAUAUUACACCGCAAAUACCCCUACGCUGACUUUACUGUCAAGACAAUUCGGAUUAUCUAUUAACUUCCUGCUUUCCUUUUUUAUUUGGAAUUAUAACGGCUUGUAAGAAUAAUGCCUUUCUUGAGUCCUGACUGGCGAUGUCCUGGGGACAAGUGGCUCAGAUCUAGCGAGUGUGGUAGUCUUUGGGAAACGGCGAAAAUAUAUCGCUUGAGAAUGUUUGAGGGAAUAAACGAAAUGGUGGUGAAACGUGUAUACCGGCAAUCAAUAAAAGAGGAAUCUGGACUUUUCGGUGCAUGCAUGAGCGAUCUUCUCAACGUCGUCAUUUACCAGCCACACGUCCGCCUGAAGCUUGGGAACGUUCGUGACCCUGGAACAACAACGAUUAGUGAAGCUUUUUUAAACUUGGAUAUGAAGGCAGCCGUCAGAGAUAUUCGCCGAUUCAACUAUGUGUGUAAGGUCGUUCAUCUGUUGUUGACUCACCAUUUCCACAAACUCACUGGCCGGCUACAGUUGUUUUUGGUUGAACUGUUGAGAACCAUCUUACUGCAAGUGCAAGUUAGUUGUAAUCAAACUGCGUUGUUUCGGCGACUGCUGUCCGAUCUCUCCACUAACCUCGAGAGGCACAAAUAUGAUCACAUUGGCAGUGGAAUUUUAUGGCAGCGUCACUUCAAGGCGCUAGAAGAGAUGAAUUCCGCCUUGGACGGAUUUGAUAUUGAGAAGAAACUCCGAGUAAUCGCGGCCAACCAACUUGACAAACCAGCAUCUCUGCAUAGAUGGAACGCAACUGCUCCCGAUGAUCUCACUUUGGAACAAUUGCCUCCUGAAUGUUUGUCACGUGUGCUCUCCUUUGUUAAUUGUCCACGGGAUUUGGAAACGGCUUCCUUGGCUUCUGGUGCAAUCGCCAGUUUGGUUGAGGAGGAUCACUUAUGGCGUAGCCUAACUCUCGCCCAUUUCACGAUGAAGCAAAUUUCUUCCGUGCACUUCGGCCGAGCAGGAUGGCGCAAUGAGCCUCCUGCGACCUUAAACGACUGCAAUUGGCGCAGAGCUUAUUUGCGUCUUCUCAAACGCUAUGGUGAUCAACAUUUCUACACUGCCAAACUCGCUAUUUGUGAAGUCUGCCUUUGUCUGUUCUGGCCGCUCUUUGGACAUCCGUGCCGGUAUCCAAACAAGGAGCCACGCAUUCGUAUUCUUUCUCCAGAAGAUCUAAUCACCCUGUUUGAAAUCUGAAGGCUCAGUUUGGUUUUCUACUCACUCACUUCGAGAGACCACUUGUUAGUAUCUCAUGUGUUAGCUCUUCCUUCCCUGAAAGAGCACUUCAUUUUGUCUUGCUUUACUUCUUUUCUCUCUCUUGCUUGGUCCAUAUUUUUAUUUUAACUCACUUUUCAUUUCCCUACAUCAACAUUACUUGCUAUGUACACAUCAUAGGGCUGAACAGAAGUCAAUUUCCGUUGAACUUGUGUCAUGAUUGUUUUUCUUCCGUUGCAUUUAGUCGCGCGCAUGACGAAUUUUACUCUACGUAGAUGACCAUCGUCAGUACAGAACUGUAAACUCUUAUCACGCCUCAUUUUCUGCCAUAUUUUUGUUCAUCUUUCGCCCAACAUUUUUGACUAAUGUUUUCCGACCUUUUGCCGUGUUUCUUGGCUCGCGCUAAUUUACUUUCGUAACAAGAUGAGGGUCCGGCGGACUCUUCACCUUAUUUGGUUUAUUCUGGCUGUAUGCCGAGGUAGCAUGAUUGUACUACUAUGUUUCAUCACGCAUUAUGGAGUUAAGCACGUCGGUCUUAGUUCCCAGCUUCCUUAUGUCUGGACGUUAAUCCGGAAGACUGAACGAAGCUGACGUUAGAUCAAAUAAUCGAAGCAUUGACUUGAUACCUUGACAUGUCCUAUUUCCCAUUCCAAUUUAGGCUACAUACUCAGUAACAGGGUCUUGACUUUGAAUCGCAAACAUCCCCGUGUUGACAAAUUUGUACGUUUUCUUUAGAAGAGAGCGCGGACAAAUUCUAGUGUCUCCAAAAAAUUCGCUGGUGCAACAUCGACGACACCUUUUUCUCAUAAAACGGAAUGAGAAAGGGGCAUUCUUACAUCAUUUGAAUUCUGUUAGUGAAAUUACACGCUCUACCAUGG